AUGAUACACACUCAGAAAGGGACGGCGAAUCCUGGACUUGGAGGGAUAUAUGCAGCCCCGUGUACGCCGUUCAAUAAAAAGAGAGAUGUUGAUUUUGACAAAAUCAGCUGCUCCGUUGACUAUUUGAAGAAAUCCCGCUUCAAUGGAUUGUUUGUGAACGGAACGUUGGGAGAGGGCCUCAGUCUGUCGCUGGAGGAGCGGAAACAGAGUCUCGAGGAGUGGAUGCGUCACGCGGAAGGACUUCAGCUCGUAGCCCACAUUGGGACCGGAAACCUGAAGGAGACACAGGAGCUGGCCCGGCACGCCGAACGUAUAGGAGUGGACGCCAUAGCCGCCCUCCCGCCUACCUACUACAAACCCGCAAAUGAAGAACAGCUGGUGGAGUACGUGAUCGAGGUCACCAACGCCGCCCCGAACACACCGUUCCUUUACUACGAAUAUGACGUCACCACCGGAUUACACCAUGUACCUUCCGGCGCUCUCCCUGGGACUCGAUGACGUCAUUUCCGUGCCCGUAAUGGGAACCCUCUUACACUUGAUGAAGACGAACUUUUUGAAUGGCAACACCAAGGAGGCCCAAAAAUGUCAGGAGACAGCCCUUCGACUGCGGAACAUUCAACAGGAGCACGG
This is a messenger RNA of Dreissena polymorpha, 630 nucleotides long. RefSeq names its product N-acetylneuraminate lyase-like. Bases 1 to 498 code for a protein of 165 amino acids. Gene Ontology annotation, biological process: N-acetylneuraminate catabolic process. The record is from RefSeq and is a predicted model, not a curated record. Lineage: Eukaryota; Metazoa; Mollusca; Bivalvia; Myida; Dreissenidae. Gene Ontology annotation, molecular function: 4-hydroxy-tetrahydrodipicolinate synthase activity; N-acetylneuraminate lyase activity. The transcript is spliced from 9 exons.